Pangasianodon hypophthalmus (striped catfish) is the source of this 8327-nucleotide messenger RNA. RefSeq names its product integrin, beta 4 (gene itgb4). The transcript has 42 exons. The record is from RefSeq and is a predicted model, not a curated record. Gene Ontology annotation, molecular function: integrin binding. Bases 678 to 6425 code for a protein of 1915 amino acids. Gene Ontology annotation, cellular component: cell surface; membrane; focal adhesion. NCBI's taxonomy places the organism in Eukaryota, Metazoa, Chordata, Actinopteri, Siluriformes, Pangasiidae. Gene Ontology annotation, biological process: integrin-mediated signaling pathway; cell communication; cell adhesion mediated by integrin.
ACACACUCACACACACACACGCUCACACACACUCACACACACUCACACACUCACACACACUCGCCCUCCACCUCUCCUUCUCUCCUCAUUCUCAGGUCUGUGCAGGUGAGUGUGUGUUUGUGUGUGUGUGCAGGAAUGCGGGAGCGGCAUGAGCCUGUGUGUGUGUGUGUGUGUGUAUGUGUGUGUGUUUGAUUGAGGAGGAGUGAAAGGACGAACAAAAGGGGAAGUGGAGGAAGGGAGUCUCCUUCAGCCCACCUGAGAGCUCUGCUAUGGGAGGAGGGGUUUAAAACCACACACACAUACACACUCUCUCACUCUCUCUCUCACACACUCUCACACGGCUGAUCCGAUCCUGCCGUUCCACUCCACUCCACUCCACAUACUCACACACACACACACACACUGAAGAUUAGAGCCGGAGUGUAACUUCAAGAGGAGAAAAACAACCUGCUCCAGAAACUUCAAAGAAACUCACAACUCUGAGAUCAAAGACGCUUUACAACUUUUUCACUUUUUUAAAAAUAUUUUUUAAACUUUUAUAUUUUUACAUUUUUGUUUUUUCCACUUUGUGGAAGUGUGUGUGAGGGAGGAAAGGAUUUUACCCCACUGUGUGUGUGUGUGUACGCACUUGGACUUUGAGACUUGGGCUGGGAGACUCAGUAUCAAAGAGGUCAGAGAUGGGAAGAUGGGCGUGGCACCUCAGUGUGGUAUUUCUCUCCCUCACCCUGAUUGGUCAUCAUGUCGUCAGCGCCAAUCGCUGUGCAGCGAGUAAAGCCACCAACUGUUCUGAGUGUCUGCAGACCGGAUUCGGCUGCGCAUACUGUUCUGAUGAGGUGUUUGGGUUUGAUCGCUGUGACCUGCUGGAGAACCUGAAAUCUCACGACUGUGUUCAGACCGUAUCAGUGCAGAGCUCCAUGUCCAUGACGCAGAACAAUGCGAUUGAUAAGAACCUGAAACGCUCCCAAGUGGCUCCUCAGAAGAUGACGAUGACUCUGCUACCCGGUGAGAAGCGAGAGGUGGAGAUGGAGGUGUUUGAGCCGGUGCGUGGUCCACUCGACCUCUACAUUCUCAUGGACUUCUCCAACUCCAUGUCUGAUGAUCUGGACAACCUCAAGAGGAUGGGGGAUGAGCUAGCUCACUUGAUUCUGACUCUCUCUGAUGAUUACACAAUCGGAUUCGGCAAAUUCGUUGAUAAAGUCACUGAACCACAGACAGACAUGAGACCAUCAAAGUUGAAGGAGCCGUGGGCGAACAGUGACCCGCCGUUCUCCUUCCAGCACGUCAUCAAUCUCACCAGUAACAUCACCACCUUCAGACAGAUCCUGCAGAAGGAGAGAAUAUCCGGCAACCUGGACGCUCCUGAGGGCGGAUUUGACGCCAUCCUGCAGGCCGCCGUGUGUCAGUCUCAGAUAGGGUGGAGGCCUAACAGCACCCAUCUCCUGGUCUUCUCCACCGAGUCGGCGUUUCAUUACGAAGCGGACGGCAUAAACGUGUUGGCGGGAAUUUUGCCGCGGAACGACGAGAAUUGUCACCUGGACAGUAAUGGUCUGUACACGCACGCCACGCAGCAGGAUUACCCAUCAGUCCCCACGCUGGUGCGGCUGCUCGUCCAGAACAACAUCAUCCCCAUCUUCGCCAUCACCAACCACUCGCUCUCCUACUACCAGAAACUGGUUAAUUAUUUCCCCAUCGCUGAGUACGGAGUGUUAACAGACGAUUCAUCCAACAUCCUCAAGAUCAUCACGAAAGCCUUCGACAGUAUCCGUUCAAAGAUCAGCAUCCAGGCUGAGAACAAACCCAAAGCCAUUGGUGCUCAGAUCCUCUCAGCAUCCGGAAUCGCAUCAGAUUUCGGAAACUUCAGCAUCAAGCCAGGAGAAAUCGGUAAAUUUAAAGUGCUUCUGAACGCUAAGACAAGCGUGAACGACAAACCCGUGUGCACCCUGAACAGUAACGACCGUGGGGGGAUGAUCAGGGUCAAACCCACCACGUUUAGCUCCGCCCUCGAGAUACACACCUCCGUCCUCUGUGAAACCUGCAACUGUGAACAGAAUCCAACAGUGAAGGCGGCUCGGUGUAGUGGAAACGGAGACCUGGUGUGUGGAACCUGCCGCUGUUAUGAUAAAUGGUUGGGUCCGUACUGUAACUGCUCGUCUCAGCUGUCCUCGGACAUGAGAGGGUGCGUGACUCAGAGGAUGACGGAGCCGUGUAACGGCAGAGGAGACUGUCUGUGUGGAACGUGUCUCUGUUACAACCCCAAUCAGUACGAAGGACAGUUCUGUCAGUACGACAGAUCACAGUGCCACAGAUCAGGAGGAUUCCUCUGUAACGAUCGAGGCAAGUGCUCUAUGGGGAAGUGUGUGUGUCAAAGUGGAUGGACAGGAAACGCGUGUGAGUGUCCUCUCAGUAAUGUAACCUGCCUGGACAACAAAGGGGGUUUGUGUAAUGGUCAUGGUGUGUGUAAAUGUGGACGUUGUGAGUGUGAAUACUCUGGACUAGAGCUGGGAUCAACAUGUGAACCAAACUUCCAGGCUCAGUUGGGGAUGUGUGAGAGCAGGAGAAGUUGUGUACAGUGUCAGGCCUGGAAGACCGGAGAGAUGAAAGGAGACAAGUGCAAGGGCUGUCCAUUUACCAUCAAGCUUGUGGACAAGCUGAAGGACAGAGAUAAAGUGAUAGAGAAGUGUAAUUAUCGUGAUGAAGAAGAUGACUGUACGUAUUACUACACGGUGAAUUAUCCUUCUAGUCCCACUGAUAAAGAGCACGAGGUGGAGGUGCUCAAGAAAAAAGAGUGUCCUCCUGGAGGUUUUCUCUGGUUGAUUCCUCUCAUCAUGUUCCUGAUGUUGUUGUUGGGUCUCUUACUGCUGUGCUGCUGGAAAUACUGCGCAUGCUGCAAGGCGUGUUUGGCCCGGCUGUGUGCCUGCUGUCCGUGCUGUGCGAUGGGUCGUAUGGUGGGAUUUAAAGAAGAUCACUACAUGCUGCGUCAGUCCUUACUGAGCUCGGAUCACUUGGACACGCCGCUGGUUCGGACCGGGCCGCCCAAGAGCACAGACAUCGUGCGCUGGAAAGUGAAAGACAACGUCCACCGCGGACCGAACCACCCUCAGAACCAGAUCCAACCCAACCCCAAAGAAAUCAUCGACGUCCCUCUCUCACUGCGGCUCCACAGACAGUUUUCUGAUGAACUUUCACGGCCAGAAGCUCGCAACACUGAACUCCUCAAACAGGAAGUGGAGGAAAAUCUGAUUAAUGUGUUCAGACGAAUUCCUGGUGUCCAGCGAGUGCAGAAAACCAGAUUCAGGACACAGAGAAAUGCAGGAAAGAGGCAGAACAACACCAUCGUGGACACGGUUCUCUCGGCUCCUCGCUCCAGCUACCCCGACAUCGUUUCCCUGACAGAUAAACAGGUGCAGACUGGGACUUUCAGCAACAUGAGAGUAGUGCCGGGAUACUACACCGUGGCCACGGACAGAGAGGCGACGGGGGCGGUGGAGCUGCAGGAGGGCGUGGAGUCCGUGGAUGUUCGGGUUCCACUCUUCAUCAAAGAUGAGGAUGAUGAUAAGAAACAGCUGCUGGUGGAGGCCAUCGACGUUCCGGUGGGAAUCGCCACCAUCGGAAAACGCUACGUCAAUAUCACAGUGAUUAAAGAACACGCUAAGAGCAUUCUGACCUUCCUUCAGCCCUCGUACACGUUCUCUCGGCAAGACGGCGUAGCGAACAUCCCGAUUAGCCGCGACAUCAUUGAGGACGGUCGCACUCAGGUCACCUACUGCACUCGCGACCUCACUGCCAAGGACAAGAAGGACUAUAUCUCAGUGGACGGAGAUCUGCUAUACCAGCCUGGAGAAACACAGAAGAUGGUUCCUGUGAAGCUGCUGGAGCUCGGUGAAGGAGACGCCCUGUUGGAUAAACAGCCCAAACAGUUUGUGAUGGAUCUGAGCAACCCACGUCAGGGCGCUAAACUCGGCAAAUACCCGCGAACCACCAUCAACAUCGCUGACAAGCCAGAUCCGAGUGUGAUCAUGUUCAAGAACAGCACGCAGACCUUCAACAUAUCCGACGCGCUCUACACCAUCCCUGUGAUCCGCACUCAGGGUCUGGAAAACCCCUCCACCGUUAACUGGCGCACAAUCUCCUCCCGCUUCAACCUGUCCGGCCUGGUCAAGUUCGCCCCCGGAGAGAUGGAGAAGAACAUCGUGAUCGACACUCUUACGCAGCAGAUUCCCCCCAAACCAGAAAACUUCCAGCUGGAGCUGUAUGACCCGAGCGCUAACAGCCUCGUCCGAGACAGGAAGACCACGGCGGUCAAAAUCAUUGAUCCCAAAGGAGAUCUCAUGAUUAAGACAGGAUCUCCUCCAACUCACACUGGACGAAUCUUUGCUCCAACUAACAUUGAAGCUACAGCUACAGGCCCUAAAAAGAUCCGCCUUAACUGGAAUCCUCAGUCUGGAGCCAAGGGAUAUAAGGUGAAGUAUUGGAUCUACGGAGAUCCCGAAGCCGAAGCCCAGGUGGUGGACGUUAAAAACACUCAUGCUGAAUUGACGAAUCUCUACCCGUACUGCGAUUAUGAGAUUCGUGUGUGUUCAUACACUGCUCAAGGAGAUGGGGACUACAGCGACAUCGUGCAGUGCCAGACUCUCGAGGAUGUCCCAAGUGAACCAGGACGCCUGGCCUUCAAUGUCAUUGGCCCAACUGUCACUCAGCUGAGUUGGGCAGAACCAGCAGAGCCCAACGGCGUGAUCACAGAGUAUGAGGUUGUCUACACACCCAUCAAUGAGGACAGCAAACCCACUGGACCUGAUAAGAAGGUGAAGAUCGACAACCCUAAGAAGCGCAUGCUGCUUAUUGAGAACCUGCAGCCGUCGCAGACGUACCGCUACAAAGUGCGUGCUAGCAACAAGGUGGGAUGGGGACCGUACAGAGAUGCCACCAUCAAUCUGGCAACCCAACCUCACAGACCCAUGUCCAUUCCAAUUAUUCCUGAUAUUCCUAUCGUGGAUGCAGAGGCGGGUGAUGAGUAUGACAGCUUUCUCAUGUACAGUAAUGAAGUUCUUCGUUCGCCCACCGCCAGCACCAGACCCAGCGUGUCUGACUUCUCAGAAGACCAGUUCAUGAAUGGAAAGUGGGAUCAAGGGUUCUUGUUCCCAGGUGGAAGUGGUUCCCUGACGCGUAACAUCAGCACUUCUUCAACUAGCUACAGCCUCUCACCUCGCCCUGGUGGUGCCAACCAAUCAGUGGAGACCACUAUGACUUACAUAACCAACAAAGGAGGAUCUUUGCCUCGCAAGCAUGACAUCCACACAGAGGACGUGAUCUUGAGAAAACGGUCCGAAAACAGGACUUAUUAUGAUAAUGAUGGUGUAAGAGACUCCAUUGUGAUGAGCGACUUGGCAGGAGGAUUCUCUGACAUGCUAAGCGGUUCUAGCUUCAGCCAGACUACAACUACCAGCUACAGCCUGAACUCCCGCGUUCACAAUCGCUCAGACGACAUCAGCGAAGCUCUGCAGAACCUGGACAGGGUUCUCCAGGAAACUCGGCUGCCACGUGGGGUCCCUGAAACCCCAAGCAGGCUGGUGUUUUCAGCUCUGGGACCCACGGCACUGAAGGUCAGCUGGCAGGAGCCCCACUGCGAAAAGCCAAUAUUAGGAUACUCUGUCCUCUACCAGCUUCUCAAUGGAGGUGAAAUGAAGCGCAUGGACAUCACUAACCCUGCGCAGAACUCCGUGGUGGUUCAGGACCUACUGCCCAACCAGUCAUACCUGUUCAAGGUAAAAGCCGAGAGUCCGGAGGGUUGGGGUCCUGAGAGAGAGGGAGUCAUCACCAUCGAGUCUGCUGUCGACCCCAAGAGCCCCCUCAGCCCUGUGCCAGGGUCUUCGUUCACUCUGAGCACACCCAGUGCUCCAGGUCCUCUGGUGUUCACUGCAUUGAGUCCAGAGACUCUUCAGCUCAGCUGGGAUAAACCACGAAAACCCAACGGCGAGAUCCUGGGCUACGUGGUCACCUGUGAACAGCUGCACGGUGGAGGAGAUCAGCGCUCCUUCCAGCUCAGCGGGAACUCGGCCACGUCUCUGACCGUUUCUGAUCUGAGUGAAAACGUGCCGUAUAAAUUUAAAGUUCAGGCUCAGACCACGCAGGGCUUCGGGCCGGAGAGAGAGGGGAUCAUCACCAUCGAGUCUCAGGAUGGGUCUAUGGGUCAGUACAGCAGUCAGUCUGUGAUGAGGAGAGAAGUGUUUAAUUUGCCACCACAGAGCACGACACAGACAACACACACCAUGUUCACCGAACCCUUCAUCACGCCAGACGGUAUGAUGAUGUCCAGCAGACAGGUCACACAGCACACAGAGAUGUCUGGCAGCAUCACGCGUCAGGUGGAGAUGGUGCAGAGAGGAGUGACGACCACCGUCUCCAAGAAACAAUAUUACGAAGCCUGAACACGGAGAUGAAGCAAACCUGGUGUUCAGUAACGUUACAGCUCAUGCAGUAUCCUGUUCCAACGACACACACACACACACACACACACACACACACACACCUGAACAUCAUCUGCGUACUGGCAUGAACACGAGUAGAACAGUGAGAACGACUGAAACACAUUCACACCAAAUCCAUUUGUGUAUGAAAUACAGGAACUGCACAGAUAAUAACAAUAAUUCAGCUUCAGUAUUGAACUGUUACGGAAACCUGAACCGCAGAUGUCUGUGGAAAAACACGCCGAAGUGCAAAGUCGUUAUUCUGACGUAAAACAACAUACAGAACAAGAAUUUUGAGAUAAUCCUCAAUAAAUGAGUCUUCUUGAUAGAUUGUCAAGUGUUAAGUCAAAAUAAGGUAUUAAGAUGAAAUAAUAUCUUGAAAUAAUGAGUUAUUAAGUAAUGAAGUCAAAAUAACGACUUGUGCCUCAGUGCUUCUGUAAACAGUAACGUCUCCUCAGUGUUGGAAUGUUCCUCAAACAGCUGGCUUAAAAUACAGUGAUCUGAGCUUUUUACAACAACAACAACAACAACAACAACAACAAUAAUAAUAAUAAUAUUCACUUUUACAGUCCAAAACCUUUACUGAAUGUAAACCUUUAUUGAAUGUUCUGUGCUUUAGUGUAUGCACUUAUACAUCCAGCUCACUUAUCUAGUCCUAGAGAUCUGCAUUGUUUUAGGGAUUGUUUUUUGUUUGUUUUUAUCUACUUUUUUAAUGUUAUGUUGCUGAAUAUGAUGAAUUAUGAAUUAUACUUUUUUAAGCUAACUUCGCUAACAAAAACAUUUCCUCAGAAACAACCUUGAAAAAAAAAGAAAAAUCAACAGCGCCAUCUACUGGACCAUUUACUGUAUGGACCAAUCAGAGACCAGCAUUUCUUCACGUGACUGUUUUCGUUUGGAGAGAAAAGAGGCCGCUAUUCCUAUAAAAUAUUCCUAGUAAAAAGCACUUUUAAAUGAUAAUUAUUUAUAAGAGUCAGCCAGUAAAGUCAUUAUAAUAAAAUAAUAAUGAAAUUAUUCGACCGCCACAAUUUUUAAGUGAGUUUAGUUACUAAGCUAACAUGCUAAUAGCUAACCGAAACGCUCUAGCUAGUUACCUUAGCUUGCUAGCUAAUUUAUUGAUGAGUCAUGAAACAUUUCCAUUUAUUUAUUUCUCAUUAAAUUAAAAUAAAAAUGCUUUUAAUACACCCUCAGUGACAUAUAAUUCCAUAAUAAGUCUCUUUUUAUUCUCAUAAUUCUGAUUAUUACUCAAAUUGACUCUUAACUGCCGAACUGUAGCUAGUUAGCCUGUUAGCUGUAGCUAGCUCAUUGAAAGCGUAGAAUCCCCUCAUGAAUUUGUUCAUUUUUAUUCUUCUUUUUCUUUUAAUGAAUAAAAAUUUAGAGUUUUUCAACAAUAACUGCUGGUGAUGUUGAAAAGUUGUCACUGUAAUUUCUGCGCUGCGUCAGGAUUUUCUCUCAAAUAAUAAUUUUUCACACCAAAUAUCAAAAUCUGUUUUAUUUUUAUGUCAUUUUACUGUUUGCAUGUUUAUGUUUAUUAUUAUUAUUAUUAAUUUUUUAACUGUCCAUUUUCUUCAUAUAACAAACAGCAUGAGUCUGGAUUACAUUAAAACAGUAAUAUACUCAUUAAAGUACAGUUUAUUUUUGCAUGUUGUAAAUACAUUACUGAAAUUUGGAUUAAAAACAGACACUCUUCCUCCUGUCAGCAUCUUUAUCUGAAGUAUUAUGCUGUAUUAUUUUUACAAAUAUUUUUAUAUUAAAUAUAAUAUGAGGAAAAACAGCUCCAACAUUUCAACCUUUAGAUCCAGUUUCAUUCAUUAAACAUGACAGAUUUACAAUUUUAAUAAACAAUAAAACUGGGUGGUUAAUAAA